Danaus chrysippus (African queen) is the source of this 1566-nucleotide messenger RNA. NCBI's taxonomy places the organism in Eukaryota, Metazoa, Arthropoda, Insecta, Lepidoptera, Nymphalidae. The record is from the annotation of a GenBank genome assembly.
AUGUCUGAUGUACCAGAUCUUAGUUCAGACGAAGAACACUUCGAGGAGGAGGAAUGGCAAGAAAUGGAAACUAGUGAUAUGUCUGUAACGUGUUUAUUUUGUCCUAAAGUUUUCCCAACUAUAGAUGAAACUGUUGUUCAUUGCGAACUUGUACAUGGAUUCAAUUUAAGUAUAUUAAAAGUAAGAUUUAAUAUGGACUGCUAUUCGUAUAUUAAAAUGAUUAACUAUGUGAAAACUCUUAAGCCGAGUCCAGAGGCAAUAAUGAAUGCCGACAAACCUCUGUGGAAUGAUGAUUUAUACUUAAAACCCGUGGAUAACGACGAGUGGUUAAUGUACGACUUCGAUUCUGUUACUGAUAAGUCAAAUUCACCAAAAUCCUAUCACGCGAACGUCGAAAAUGGUUUGGUUACACUGUCGCAGGAACAUUUCUCGGAACUUCAAAGAACUAUUCAAAAACUAACUGAACAGUUAAAAGACAGUCAAACGCAUCUUCAGAUGGCUAAAGAAGAUAUGGGUAAAAUGCAAAAUUCCAUGAAAUGUCUGGUAGAUGGUGACACAAAUAAUGUCAAAAAAUUAACAGAUAGCUGUGUCAUUGUUGACUGUGUAUCAAAAGUGCCCCUGGAAUGUGACGAAGGCUACUUCAAUAGUUAUGCUCAUUUUGGUAUUCAUUAUGACAUGCUGUCGGAUAAGGUUCGCACAGAAAGCUAUAGAGAUGCUAUCCUUAACAAUAAAGAAACUAUAGAAGAUAAAGUUGUACUUGAUCUUGGAUGUGGAACGGGAAUAUUAUCAAUGUUUUCAGCUACAGCUGGAGCUAAGGCAGUUAUUGCUGUUGAUCAAUCAGAGGUCAUUUACCAUGCAAUUGAUAUAAUAAGAGAGAACAAUUUGGAUAGCAAAAUUAAAACAAUAAAAGGUCGACUUGAAGACACAGAAUUAGAUCAAAAAGUAGAUGUAAUUGUAUCUGAAUGGAUGGGGUACUUUUUAUUAUUUGAAGGCAUGUUAGAUAGUGUAAUUUAUGCUAGAGAUACAUGUCUUAAUCCUGGUGGUUUGUUACUACCCAACAGAUGUACUAUAAGUCUGGUCGCCAAUGGUGAUGUUGAUACACAUAAGAAAUUAAUUGAAUUCUGGUCUGACGUUUAUGGAUACAAAAUGAAUUGUAUGAAAUCAGAAGUUGUUAGAGAAGCUAGCGUAGAUGUGGUACCAGCCAAGUGUAUAAUUUCGGAACCAUGCAUUGUGAAAGACAUUGAUCUGUAUACCUGUAAUACAAAUGUUGUUAAUUUUACAUCACCAUUUAAAUUAACAGUUACAAAUGAUGGUUCAAUAACUUCUUUAGUUGGAUAUUUUGAUACAAUCUUCGAUUUGCCCAAUCGUGUAUCAUUUACAACGGGACCUCAUGGAACACCGACGCAUUGGAAACAAACUGUAUUUUACUUCAGAGAUUGUAAGGAAGUUAAAAAAGGUGAUAUUAUUGAGGGUACCAUAACUUGUAGCAGACAAAAGACAGAUGUUAGGGCACUCGCAGUACAAAUAAAUAUAUUUGGUAAAAAUCACAAAUAUAUCAUCAGUUAA